AUGGCCCCACUAUCCGCACCAGAGCUUCAUCAACUUGCCACCAACCUCCAAGCCAUCCUAUCCACCACCCGCUACGGAUGCACCUCCCUCACCCAACUCACCGGCGGAACAACAUCCUUCGUCUUCCUCGGCACACUGCACCAACCCCUGCCAGCUACGCACCACGGUGGCAAUCAGGAACAAGAAGAUAGCGUAAUCAUAAAGCACGCAGCGCCCUUCGCAUCAUGCCACACCGGUUUUCUCGUCGAUGCAGGUCGUGUAAAGUACGAAGCACUGAUGCUGGAGGCCUUGCAUCGCUUCGCCCCAAGUAAUCAAGCAGUCGCUGUCAAGACGCCGAAGUUGUAUCAUUAUGACGAGAGGGAAAGGGUGCUGGGGAUACAGUACAUUCCCGAUACCAGGUCCCUGCAUGAAUGUUUAGAUCGCUUGAGUAAAGAGCAGGCAGAGAGGAUGGGACACGCACUGGGAACAUGGCUCUCUGCUUUCCACGCAUGGAUGGAUACGCCCGAGCAGUCGGGGCUGAAAGCGCAGCUCAAGCAAAACAAAAAGGAGGUGGAAUUGAAGUGGAAGCUGACGUGGGGACAGGGCACGGAGGUGUUAGACAGGCUGGGAGAUGUGGUGGACGAAGAGGAUCGGAGAAUGUGGGAUGCUGCCUGCCUCACUGCCUGGGAGGACUUGGGAAAGGAGGAGAAGAAAGGGCUUGUGCAUGGAGACUUUUGGGCGGGCAAUAUUCUCGUUGCUAAUACACUGGCCGCAGAAGGUAGCACCGGAGAAUUGCACCUCCACAUCAUCGACUUUGAGUUCUCGCACUUUGCAUCCCGUGCCACGGAUCUGGGCCAGUUUUUGGGCGACUUAUGCGAGCGAUACUACAUUCACGCCUCGCCGCCUUUUUCCAUACUGCGAGUCAUCGUUGGCUUCUUAACCGGCCACGGACCCAUCAGCGAGGAGCUGAAGUGGAGGACGGCCGUAUAUGUGGGCGUGCAUAUGGUGAACUGGUGGAGUCGGGGACCACCAGGGCGAAAAGAUGCGGACGAGAGUAAGAGGGAGAGGGGGCUGGGACUUGUGCGGACGGGAGUGGAGUUCGUAAAAGGAGGACAGGAGCAGGAUAGGAGAGUAUUCUUGGAUACGCCGAUAGCCCCUUUGUUCGAGGUCUGA
Didymosphaeria variabile is the source of this 1152-nucleotide messenger RNA. RefSeq lists its product as uncharacterized. The record is from RefSeq and is a predicted model, not a curated record. NCBI's taxonomy places the organism in Eukaryota, Fungi, Ascomycota, Dothideomycetes, Pleosporales, Didymosphaeriaceae. The transcript has a single exon. The coding region runs from base 1 to 1152 and encodes 383 amino acids.